Pocillopora damicornis (cauliflower coral) is the source of this 2036-nucleotide messenger RNA. RefSeq names its product histamine H2 receptor. Gene Ontology annotation, molecular function: G protein-coupled receptor activity. Gene Ontology annotation, biological process: G protein-coupled receptor signaling pathway. The record is from RefSeq and is a predicted model, not a curated record. Lineage: Eukaryota; Metazoa; Cnidaria; Anthozoa; Scleractinia; Pocilloporidae. Gene Ontology annotation, cellular component: membrane.
AUUACUCACAAGACGAGGACAAAUUUAUUCCAUUCGCGUCAAGGGAUUAGUCAACCAAACAAGAUUUUUGUAGGCGAACUACAAGAUUUAAUCAAUGACGACAACUCGUGAUCCUUCAACGAACAAAGGUAACAAAGCGGUAGAACUCCUUUGGUUCAGUAAACAUAACAAUUUCAGUACCGAGGUGAAUUGAAUAACUCACGCGAAGACGAUUUCGUGUAAAGGAAACCAUACAUUGACAGAGAUCUCGAGCAAUUGGCUGAAACAUGGCUGUUACAGAUCAGAAUAUUUUUGUGAUGGUUUUUCUGAGCAUCUUUUCUUUAUUCAUCGUUACAUCAAACUCCUGCGUUUGCCUCUUGGUCAUCUCGAAGAAAGCUCUACGAACCACCACGAAUUGGCUGAUGGUGUCACUUGCAGUGUCGGACAUAUUAAUAGGAGGAGUUUUACUGCCUGUUUACCUCAUCGAGCCAUUUUCGAUUGUAACAGGUUAUUUAGUGAGCGUAAUUUUACUCUCAGGUGUUGCAAACCUAUGUGCUGUCACAUACGAUCGAUAUGUUGCAGUGAUCAAGCCAUUGGAAUACCCGUAUCGAGCUCCUAAGAUACGAAGAAGGGCUCCUUUACUUUCCUGGUUACUUUCAUCGAUUUACUCUUUACUGCCUCUGUUUUGGAACGCUGAUGUCAACCUCAUAGUGCAUAAGGUUUACAUGAUUUGUUUACAGGUUUUUGGUAUCAUUGUGCCUUACACUUUAAUGACUUUGGCAUACGUGCGAAUGUUUAUGGAGGUUCGGAGGGGUCUGACCAGGAACGAACAUCUGAAAUCCUUCAGAGUGCACAAUCACGAAGGAAGACGAUUAUCUUCGGACGCUAAGGUGGCAAAAGUGUUUGCCAUAUUUGUUUUAGCUUUCCUUCUCUGUUGGCUGCCAAUCAUCUACAUAACAACUGCAAAAAUUGUUAAUAGGGAUGACGUCAUUCCAGAAGCCCUCUCUGUUUCGUCUUUGUUUACAGUGGCGACAUGUUCACUGUUGAAUCCACUCGUGUACACUUUUCUCAAACCGGAUUUCAAGAAGGCCAUUUGCAACUUCUUUCGGACGCGUUCUCCCACAAACACGGUGUUAAACGGGCGUGGUGUCUCCUCAGAAGGAGGAAUGCGAACUAAAAUGAAUGUCCAACAAAGGAAUUUAGAACAAGGAAAAAUACAUUCAAUGGAAGAUUUAUCCCAAUUUUCACUGGAUUGCAAAUGAGUUUGUAUGUCCGACGUUACUAGAUUCUUGUCGUGCCUAAAAUGUCACUUUUAUAAAACAAUUUUGAAGUUCAGCAUUUUUAAGGAAAAAUACAACUUUUUAAUGUAUUUUUUAAAACGGUUAACUUAGAGACUCAAGUUUGUUCAUUUAAAUUCCUUACAUUUCGUUAAAUCGAGGUUGGAUGCCCGGAUCAGUUAUCAAUUAGCAUAGAACUUCCUGCAAAAAAACAUAUCACAUCUUCUCAUUGAAAUAUUUUUCUAAGCUAAUUAGAGGCGGCGAGGUGUUUGUUAAAAUUAAUUGAGUGGUGCACAAAAGCUGGGGGGCUACAACCCCCUUUCCCUCCCCCCAGGUCCGGUGCAUUUGACUCCAGCAGCUCAAAGAUCACAUGACUAACGUAUCAGGAUGACUGGGCUUGAGUUAUAUUAUGGUUAGGAUUUUAGAAAAUAACAGGAAGAACAAAAAAGUUCAUUUUGCCCUUAAAGCAAUUCGCCUUCUUUAAAUUAUUUUCAGAAUUUAUCGGGGUUCUCCCCCAUACUGAUUACUACUGACUGAAAAAAAGGAUUUGGUUCUCAGUGAACGAACGAGUAUAAACCUAACGAUAAUAUUACUCAUAGUGGUCUAUUCGAAUCUUGCGAACUUUCUUCUACCUGCUGUGCUAUCGAAAGCAGGCACAUCAAUGUGAUUAAUAAAAGAAACUCUCAAUUAACAAUAAUUUUUUUUCUGAAAAUUAUUUCGAUAAGUUCAUCAUUUUUCAAUAAUAAAAGGUGGGGUGAGUAACCCUAUCAAAUAAGAAGA